AUCCAUCCACUUUGGCCUCCCAAAGUGCUGAGACUAUAGGUGUGGGCCAUUGCACCUAGCCUUCAAGCUAUUUUCUUGUAAACAGCAUUUAUUUAGGCCAUUUACAUUUAAUGUAAUCACUUAUAUGCUAAGGCUGAUGCGUGUCAUUUUAUUUUUUGUUUUCUUUGAUUCUUUUUUCUUUUCUCCAGCUUCUAGUGAGUUCCUGAACAGUUUUUUAGAAUUCCAUUUUGAUUUAUCUGUAGUGUUUUUGAGUAUAUUACUUUGUAUAGCUUUUUUAUAGGUUGUUCUAGGUAUUACAACAUACAUAAUUUAUCAGAGUCUACUGGUUUCAACACUCUACCAGUUACUUCCCUUUACAACCCUUUCUCCUUUCCCAUUUAUAGGAUAAUUGCUUAAAUAUUUUAUCUACAUACACUGAGAACAGAAUUAGACAGCGUUAUAGUUUUUGCUUUGAGUGUCAAACGUAAUUUAGAAAACUCUAGAGGAAAAGAAGAGUCUAUUGUAUUUACCCAUAGGUUUGCUCUUCCAGAGGCAGAGGGUGGCAAUGGAGGGUAAGCCUCUGUCACCAGAGACUUUACUGUACUUUCCCUUUUACUGUCAGAUGCUACCAGAGUCCCUGAAGAGGGAAGAUGUGAGGAAACAGAUGCUGCCAGGGUCCCUGAAGAGGGAAGACACGCGGAAAGAGGUAAAAACCAUUUUGCUUUUAUUUUGCAUUCAACAAGCAAAUUAUUAUGGAACAGCAGUUAUAGGCCAGGCAUACCUCCCAGAGCUGGGAAUACAGUGGGGACCUCCCUGGCUCUCUCUUACCUGUGUUACAACAGGUUGUAGACAGACCCCUGUCUUGAGCAUCCUCCUUGUCAGGCCUGUUGAGUCUUCUGAGAGUAGGGUAGGUUACUGGAUGCCUAGGAGGGAAGAAGGAGCCAGGGAGGCCGGCCCCAAGGUUCUGCAAGGCCCUCAACAGGCCUGGACUGAGGAGGUCUGGACAGCAUGGCCCUGUCCUGAGCCUCUGUGCAUAAUAACUGCUGUCCCUAACCUCCACCCCACCCUCAGCCUUCCAAUUCCCGGGCCUGGGGCCCUACUCCUGUGCUCCAGAGACUCCUGGAGCUCCUUGAGGCAGCACACAGCCCUGCUCUGGAGACACUCAUAUCCCACUCAUGCUGGGAUGCUCCAGCCCGGCCCAGAGCAGGCUGUGGCUGGAGGGUGCCGGCAGAGGAGGGACGAUGGCCCGGCUCCUGGAGGCAAGUGUUGGCUGCAGGAAAAGAGUCUAUUCCGUCCCACAGCCCUUGUUACCCCUUAGGUAACCUUAAGGGGAUUUCAGAGAACACUGGUCCUGCAACCCUGCAAAGUUUUUUAUGGAACAUGUAAAAUAGAUCCCAUGGUCAAAGAAGUAUGGACAAUGUAUUAUGCUAUACUCUAAUCUCCAUAUCUAGAGAUUAAUGGUGUAGAUAGAGUUUCCUAAAAGGUUUUUAAAGCCCUGCAGUAAAGAAUCUUACUUAAGCCAGGUGCGGUGGCUCACGCCUGUAAACGCAACACUUUGGGAGGUCAAGUUGGGGGGAUCACCUGAGGUC
This is a messenger RNA of Macaca mulatta (Rhesus monkey), 1568 nucleotides long. Lineage: Eukaryota; Metazoa; Chordata; Mammalia; Primates; Cercopithecidae. The record is from RefSeq and is a predicted model, not a curated record.